AUGCAAGAUGCCAAUUAUGGCGGCAUGCCACCCGACACGCAAGCCUACGGCGGAGAGGGCGAUCUGGCAGAGGCUCAUCACGCACUCUUCAGGAUCGGACCAGAAGUCAAUGCUGUCCAUCUAGCCUACACGCUCAUCGCAGUCUUCAUCGUCGUCUUUGGCACAUUCUCUGCUUUUAUCAAGGAGAGACUCUUCAUCGGUGAAGCCAUCAUCUCCACCGCAUUCGGCAUUGCGUUCUCCCAGCACGCUGCCAAGCUCUUUGAGCCCAACGAGUGGGGCGCAGGCAACAAACGAUUUGACGAUCUCAUCCUCGAAGUCACCCGAGUCGUCAUUGCUCUUUCUGUCUUUGCAGUCGGCGUCGAGCUGCCAAAGUCAUACGUGCUACGACACUGGCGUUCAUUGGCAUUCCUGCUGGGUCCAGUCAUGUUGUUCGGCUGGCUCAUCUCUGGUGGACUCGUCACAGCUCUCAUACCCGGCUUUGGCUUCCUGCAUUCUCUCGUCAUCGCCGCCUGCGUCACGCCGACUGAUCCCAUUCUUGCUGCCUCUGUCGUCGGCAAAGGCAAAUUCGCCCAAGAACACGUUCCUUCACACAUUCGCCACGUACUGCAGGCCGAGUCGGGUUGCAACGAUGGCGCUGCUUUCCCCUUUCUCUAUCUCGCCAUGUUCCUGCUACUGCGCGAGGAGUCCUCUGUCGGUCAUUCGAUUGGCGAGUGGAUACUCACCGUCGUGCUCUAUCAGAUCGUCUUGGGCGUCGUCAUGGGCGCCGCCAUCGGCAUCAUCGCCCGCAAGCUCAUGAAAUUCUCAAAGCGACGCAAUCUCAUCGACAGAGAAUCCAUGGUCGCCAUGUAUGUCGCCCUCGCUCUCCUCUCGACAGGUGUCACCGUGCUGGCAGGCUCAGACGAUCUUCUCUCUGCUUUCGCAUGUGGUACCGCUUUCGCAUGGGACGAUUGGUUCUCCGAGUCAAUUGAAGACUCCAAUUUCUCAAACAUCAUCGAUCUGCUCGUCAAUUGCGCCACCUUCAUCUUCAUUGGCGCUACGGUACCAUUUCAAGCCUACAGCGAUCCCAACCUCAAUCUCAAUCCCUGGCGGUUGUCCGUCUUGUCGAUCUUGAUCCUGCUACUGCGACGCAUUCCAGCCGUCAUGUGCCUUUCACCCUGGAUCCCAGAUAUGAAGACAAGACGAGAGUCUCUCUUCUGUGCGCAUUUCGGUCCCAUGGGUGUAGGCGCAAUCUUCAUCUCGACGCUCGCCGUCAGUCGAUUGCCAACGCCGGGUCAGCCCCCGUACAACGAGAUGGAUAGGCUGGCACUCUCUAUUCAACCGAUUACCUAUUUCCUCGUCAUGUCGUCUAUCAUCGUUCACGGUCUAACGAUUCCCUUCUUCAACCUGGGCAAGCGCGUGCAUUCGAUCUCACGGACAUGGACAGGUGCCUCGGCAUCUGGCGAGCCAAGCUGGCUCAGUCGCAUGCGUCGGGUGGGCGACGGCAAGGACAUUCCCUCGCCUUCGCCUUCUGACGAAAAGCACGAUCGUGAUCUCGACAAGGCCGAAGAAGGCAAAGCGGAAGCGGAAGACUUUGGCGUGGAUAUGGGCGAUGUAGAUAUGAAGGACUUUGCAGCGACGGAUGAUACGCCAGACUUCCCUCAUAGCAAUACCACGGGAUCGGACGAUACUAACGUCGGCAGCAGCGCCGGUCCAAGUAAGGACGACGGCAAGAGGGCAGCCAAUGAUCCAGAGGAAGAGGUUAAGAAGGAGAAAUGCUACCAUGACAAAGGGGGCGAGCAGCGGUGGGAGGAAGGGCACUAUAUCGUCAUCGAACGUGCUGGAGGCGAGGAUGUCAUUGUCAUCGACAAGGACAAGCUCGAGAGCGAUCCAGACAAAUACAAGGAAGACGACGCCAGGCUACAGAAGCUACCGAGCCAUACGGUCCGAGAAGAAGAGCACAAGCUGCGCAAGAUCAUCUCUCACGAAGGUGAACGGCUCGAAGCAGCUGCUCAAAAUGCUGCGCGUAAAUAUUUAGGUAUCGGCGCCGGCAAGCGAAGACGGUCGAGCGCUGCCAGCACAAAACCACCCAUGUCAACUCUUGACCAAACGACCUCGACGACCUCACAGACCAUUCCUGAAGUCGUCCAGGGAUCUUCCAGCGAUCACGAGCCUGCACCCACAGUGGCGUCAAGUCCUCAGCAAUCUGAAGCACCCAAGUCAGGCUCGCCCAAUCGUGAGGAAGGCACUGCAAGGCCUUGGCUUGCGCGCGGUCUCAGUAUGGCCCGAGAUACGAAGCCCAAGGAGAGCAAGGAUCCGGCUGAGAUCCAAGCCAAACUUGACCGUGAUGCCGCAUGUCGGAAAGAGCGCAAGGACUGCACAGGCGCAGAGCGGUCUUGGGUGCAAGGUCGUCAUUUGGUCAUCGAGCGUAAUAAAGGCGAAGAUGUCGAGGUGGUCGAUCUAGAUGCGCCAGGCGUACGCCGCGGACGCGCUUUCGGCAGCGCUGCGGUUGCAAGAUCGGGCAGUCAGCCCGCUAGCAAUCGCGAGCUCACAGCCGAGGAUCAGCUGGCGGCCGAUGUCAUCGAGCGUCGACGUACCGAGCGUGAAGAAUCAGCGGAACGCGAAGACGCUGCCACAUCGAUGAUGCCGAAUAUUUUACGGCCCACUCUAGCUACUGCUCAAUCUUUGCGGCAGAUGAUACAGCGUCGUCGGUCAAAUACGACGAGUGGCAUGAGCGAGCGUGGUCGUCCUCAGGCGCUCGAGACCGUCUCCCAAUCAAGGCCUCCCUCACCUUCUCGGGGCACAAUACGGUUUGCAGAGAAUGUCAAAGCGCCAACACGACCUCCAUCACCUUCUGCUGCUCCACGAGGGCAGCAAAAGUAUUUUCCCCGUCACUGA
Molecule: messenger RNA, 2874 nt
Organism: Mixia osmundae IAM 14324
Lineage: Eukaryota; Fungi; Basidiomycota; Mixiomycetes; Mixiales; Mixiaceae
Exons: 4
Coding region: 1-2874 (957 amino acids)
Biological process (GO): proton export across plasma membrane; intracellular potassium ion homeostasis; sodium ion export across plasma membrane
Cellular component (GO): plasma membrane
Molecular function (GO): sodium:proton antiporter activity
Source: RefSeq, a predicted model, not a curated record